This is a messenger RNA of Amoebophrya sp. A25, 3659 nucleotides long. Lineage: Eukaryota; Dinophyceae; Syndiniales; Amoebophryaceae. The record is from the annotation of a GenBank genome assembly.
AAUAAAAGAAACGCUUUAAUAUUUUCCAAAUUUUCUUCAAAUCUCACAAUCAAAAACAAAAUCCUGAAGUAGUAGGUUGCUGGUCGUAGCAUUCAAGAUCAAAAAGGCGGAAUAUCUUGCCUACAACUAGUUGUGUGGUCGGUUCUUCGUUCAAGUUGUUGCGUCUUUGAAAUUGUAAUAGUGUCGUUUCGUGGGGGGAUCAUUAUCAUGAGCUAGGAGAUACCAAAACAUUUGAAAUUGUUGUUAUCCAAGUAGAAUGGUCACCCAGGGCUCUCCUUGUGCUUCUUCAUCGCAGAAAACGAUUUCAAUACCGGCAAACUCCAACUUGUUCAGCAGCUUCGAUUUGUCCAGUAAAAGUUCUUUCCAUGAACUACAACAUCAAGCCAAAGCAAAAACCACGCAGCACAAGAAUUUCGACACGGCGUUUAAGCAAGCAAAAAACGACGAGCUGAUAACAACGUUGACUCCGUUUGUUCAAGAAGACAUCCUCUUUAGGUGGACACAUGCCCUACAGGAGCAUUCGGAACAUCUUGAUUUGUAACGUGUCGUGAGCAAAGACAACUCCCACGAAGGCAUCUCCUGAAUGAGCAGCAUCGUAGUUGUAAAAGACUACCACUAGACGAUCAUCGGAAAUAAAGCCAGGACUACGACUGAAAACGAAAAUCAAGGUCCAAAUCGAUAAAGAGUUCGUCGAGAAGAAACGCCGCACAAAUUGAAACCAGGCGAAGGGCCCGUGAAGGAAAGCGAGCUAGACGGGAGAAACUACAAAAACAGUUGCAGCUGUGGUGUAGCUGCUGUAGGGAACAGGUGAUUUCUUCAAUUUUUAGUCGUGACUCGUUACGUAAAAAUUACUUGUUCUACAACUUUUGUGCGCUCUACUGUCGUGGAGGUUGUAGAUGAAAUGCAUGGUAGAACAAACAGGACCACUUUUAUUGCUGCGUCAAUAUGGAGGUGCCUCACAAUUAUAGUUCUUCCUUCGACCUGCAUUCCUACUGCAUUCAUCCCAUACAAAGAUGAAUCUUCGACCACAGGUAAAAAAAAACAAGAACUUCUUAUUCCAAGAUGGCGUCUCAAGAUGUAGUGAUGGAGAAGGCGGACCCCCCUCUGCCCGAAAACUACCAUAAAGAGGAUACUUUGUUCAUAUUCGACUGGUACUAUACAUGUUUUCAUUUUACGUGGAUAGUCAAAAGAAAUAUUUUACGUGGAAAGUAGACGUGGAUGGAGUGAUACUCGCCUGGCUCUGAAACUGAGAUCACAUUUUUCUUCACCUUUCGUAAAUCAAUCACGACAACGACUCAAUCACUCAAUCAACCAAAUGAGAAUGAAUUUUUUGGUUGAUAAUUGCGUGAUUGAGUCGUUUAUUACGCAACGAAUCUCCUACAAUCUCUUGUUCACUUUCAUCUUUCUCGACUCUGUAGUACUACGUAAAAACUUCAACUUUUUCAGGGAUGACACCAUCCUGCCGACAACAUGGUUGGCGUUGAACGACCUGCGAGUUGAUAUGCAAGGAGAGAUACCGGUGAACCUGAAGAAUCAGUUGGAUGAUUACGCACCAUGGGCUAUGCGGACGUACCUACUUUUCUCACCUGGUGUAGUUUUGAUUUUUCAGUGAAGAAUGUAUGGUCUUAUUUCUUAGAAGUGUCCAAAUGAUCAUGUUCUUAUAACAGGUGCUUCUUUCAUCCGAUUUUUGCAAAGACUCGGAAUUGAUAUUCAUCUCUUCAUAUUAUCAGUCACUCAAUUGCAAUUCGCACCAAGCAGGUUUUCAGUUUUCUUUUCUAUCUUGGUUGUUCUCCUCACCUACAACAGACUCGAAGAGGCGAAGAAGUACGGAAAGGUGUUAAUCGUUACCAAUGCGGAAGACGGAUGGAUCGAACUGACAAUAAAAAAGUUUUUUCCUUCUUGGGAGAAGCUUAUCGAUACAAUCCCCUAUCAUUAUGAAGUAGACGAGUUUGGCGUAAUACUAAAACUUUGAUUUUACUAUUUCAAUGCUACGAUCUCGAUAGCAAGAACAUCUAGAAGAACAAGAUCCAUUUCGCGAACUCCGUUCUUUAGAUAAUAUCUACUAGAAAAUGAAAACUACUAGAGAAUAAUGAAAUAUCAAUAGAGUCCACGGACGAGCCCUCAUGCUAGUACUUGUUGUUCUGUAGUCCCUUAUCGAUUCUACUUUGUUUAGUCAUCGAAGUUCUUUUCCUCGUCUCGCUCCUCGUCCCCUACAACCUAAUCAUGGAAGAGUCACAAGUACAAGCAGUACCAGUCUAAAAUUUUUCGGCCCGAUCGACAUGGGAACCUACAGGUUGCAGUCUUCCAGUGGAGUGGAAAGUGCGUUCCUUCGAUCAUGAGAUAAGGACUUACUACGAACAGAGAGGAGGUCUUAAUAUCAUACAACAGACACUAGUACAUCAUGAACAAUGGCAACAGGGACAACAGCAUGCAUACACAGUUUACGUCGAUCAAUGAUUCUAGUACUAGUGGUUGCAUUUGCUUAAUCUCAAAUACGAAAGUACUAUAAAUAUAUAAGGAUCAUUUAUUCCACUACAAAUAGAAAUACACCCACGUUGGUUUCAGUGCAACGCAGUAACAUCAAAAACAACAAUUUACAACUACCAAUGAAUUCCACAGAUGGCGGUCGACGAAAUAUCAUUGGUCUAGGAGACAGCACUUCAGAUCGAGAGGCAAUGUUACACGUCACCGGAUCGAAAAUCAAUACGGUUGGCAAGAGCCUCAAAUUCAUGGAGAGACCUAAUCUGGAGCAUUUGCAGAAUUAUGAAGACAAUCUGUCAUGCUGAUCCCUUAUAGCCUUACCUUUCGAGAAUUCCGUAGUCUUAUAUAUCGAAUCUGUAGAAUCUAAGCUGUUAGAUUAACAGUGUUUCUGUAACCACCAGAACUAGAUUUUAUUUUAAAUCGUCAGCAUCCACAACUUACAAUCCAGGAGCAUAAGUUGUCCCUUAUCUUCCCGUCAAAUGUGAUAGUGUUGAUCUUUUUCUUCUAAUGCCCGCAACAUCACCUGAUCGCCAGUAGCAUCCGACAGAUUGCGUUACACGAGAAGAGUUUGGAUCUGUGCAUUCAGCACCAGAUGUCUUCCGACAGCGGUCAGAGUGCUACGACAGCCGCAGGUGGAGGCACAGCCGCGACUGGUGGUAUGCCGCAAGGGCCUCCAGUCCAUGCAGGUGCGGGAGCAGGAGGAUCGGGAAAUAACCCGGGAGGUGCUCAAGGAAUGAGUCUUAUGAUUUUUUGAAAACUAUAAGGUUGAUGUUCUUCUUGUUGAUGCUUUUACCAAAAAUAAUGAAGAAGGAUGAGUAAUGUUAAAUGAGAUCGAUGUUGGUGGAGAAGAAGAUGGAAGUGAGAGGAUAAGACAAGUCGUGAGUCGAUUGCCAGCUAGAAAUUUUUAGAAAAACCUUGUUACUAGAUCAUGACCAACACUCAUCAUCAAAUAAACCUCUGAACACUACCUUGUCACUAGAUCAAUACUCGAAACCACAUGGGUCUUGGUUUAGCCACUGAAUAACACCUCUAAGAAGCAGAACAUGGGACCCGGAGCAGCUACUGGUGUGCCGAAUAGUGCUGUCCCAGCGGCCGCUGGUCCUGGGAUGAUGUCCUCGACUGAGUCCUCGAAUUCACCUACGAAGAACGCUGGUGGAGCAGGGUCGGGAGGACAGUAG